Dermacentor silvarum is the source of this 3181-nucleotide messenger RNA. RefSeq lists its product as uncharacterized. The transcript has 24 exons. The record is from RefSeq and is a predicted model, not a curated record. Lineage: Eukaryota; Metazoa; Arthropoda; Arachnida; Ixodida; Ixodidae. Bases 100 to 3108 code for a protein of 1002 amino acids.
AUGAAAACCUCGUCCGCCGCGUUUUCAGUAGCGAAGGCCGGUGGGGCGUAGCUUGGCCUCUAAGGGAAGCCGCAAGCUGGAUACUCUCGCUCGCUGUCGAUGAGACCGAUGAACAUGGCCAUGAAGCACUUCUUGGUCGUCGCCGCCCUGUUGGUGCUUGCGGUACUUGUUAUUCUACCAACCUGCCAGGCUGACUGCGACGCAAAGCCAAAGAAGAAAGUCAAACCCAAGCCUUUUCCAAACCUUAUGAAAAAUUACAGAGGCGGAUGGAAACUUACGGCGGAAAUCAGCGAUACCAGUGAGAAUACGACGUUUUACCUGAUCGAGUAUUACGACACGAAAGCGCAGGAGGGAUUUCUCAGGUUCAAGCAAGACGGCGGAGACGACAUCAACCUCUACUACAUUGCGCGCACCAGGGAACUGUUCGUCUACCGGAAACGCACGUGUCAAGUCGUGGACGUUCAGAAUCCCCCAGAACCAGUCAAAGCGCUCAUGUUUGAAUGGAGCACCAAACGUCAAAACUUCACCAUUCUGGGACCUUCUGCACUUUUCGCCAUGGCCUGGGCAAGCCGGGGAAAGGGAUUGUACUACCAAGGUCCAGCUGAGCCCAUCCGUGGAAUCAAAAGCCAGCAGUGGGCGCUCUGCUACCCCGAAGACAGCGAGCCAACGCGACUCUGGUUUGCCGACGACAACUGGGACAUGGGUUACGGCACCAUGAGGUCGCUGCCACUCAGGAUCACCUCGGGAUCGCAAACGGUCGACGUCAUGAUGGUGCAGCCUUAUUACGACGACGAAGACAACGUCCUGCAGAUCCCCUCAGGUAAAGGGUGCAAACGUCUGGCCAAUGAUCUACCGGCUCCGCCCAAUUUUUCAAACCUGGACCUCGAAUUUCACGUCGAAAUGGCCUUCUCGAAUCCCACGGCGCUGGGCUUUGCGCACUACCUGUCCCACCUGGAAGUGAUUCGCAGCGAUAGGGACGGUCUGCUCAGCGUCACCGGUGUAGACUGGCAGUCGGCCAGUACAGACGAGCACGCCCCCAUUGUCACCAUGCAAAAGAUCUACGAUUACGCCAACGGUCACGUCUACAACUACGUCGACAGCGGCGGCUUGGUCGGGUGCGAAGUGCAAGCGCGAGACGACGUGGCACCCGCCAUCGAGUUUCCGGACAGAAAUCAGGUCAACAUGUUGGACACGAUACUGCCCACCUACGACAUCCUGAGUAAUGCGAGCUACCUCGGCAUCCAAAAGGUCCGUGGAAUGCCUGUGCACACCUUCGAGCUGGUGACCGCGGCAAUGCCAGGGGGACACGUCAACCUCACCCACGCAGUGAUCACCUACAGCUUCCUUGUGGAGGACGAAUUUAUGGACACCUCGGUCAACCAAAGGAACCUCCCUGUUCGAGUGGCCAUGUACGCCUACGUGAGCGACGAUGCCGAGCCGCACUUCUACUUCUUCGCAAACAUCCACGACAUCACGACGGAGAUGAGGGACCUGAACAAGAAGCUGAGCGUCAAGAACUGCUACAACGAGAACGACUCCGAGUACACAUGGGUUCAGCUCGGCUUCCCGGUGGCCAAGAGGAUGCCACUCAUGAUGGCGAACAGCGCCAACAUCAAGCGGGGUUUCCUGGCGCAGUUGCAGCGUGUCACGAGGCUGUCACCUCUCAGGACACCAGACGUGCUGGUCGACUACACUGAAAACAUGGUCUACGUCACGGUACUCAUUCUGGGGCAUCCUGCAAUUUCAGCCGACUACGACCAGAUACCGAAAAUGAAAAUCAUGGAACCGGAAUGGACCGAGGGUGUCAUCACGCGCGACAACUGCCUCAAGGCUUGUUCAACCAAAGACUACAAAGACUGCAGUGCCGUCUCCUACUGUGGAUCGGUCUGCGCGACAACGACAACCACAAAUAUUAGCGCGUCGGACGUGCUCGUAGAAUCGGAAGAGUGCAACACUUACGUGAAGACGGAUCGUUCGCGAAGAAGAAACGUAGUGCUGACCCGCGACGCCAUCUCGGACCUGGAAGAAGCUCUGAGAAAAAGCGAGUUCAAGUUUGUCGUCAUGCACCGCGGCUCAAGGCUACCGGUGGGCACGCUCGUUGCCGAAACCAUAGAGUACUCUACGGGAGGACUCCGUGACAUGAUAGGAGAGUUGAACCCCGACUCGAGGCACCUACACCAAAUGAACCGCUUCCAGCCGCCAGAAGGCUUCAGCGAGAACUUGGUGGUGACGAGGCUUAAGACGAGCGAGGCCUACGCCCAGUACGUGGGCUCUUUCGAGACGCAGGACUGCGCCGACAUCUGCCGCGACCGCGAGGACUGCUUCGCCUUCUCGGCGUGCCUGGUCAGCAAGCAGUGCGUCAUCGGCACAGAGUCCAGGAAGCCCGCGUUCGAAGAGACAGAGACCCAGCCGGACUGCACCCUGUACACGAAGACGUACGAGAGCAAGUUCGAAGAGCUGCCCGGCAUCUGCUACUCGUCCGUCGCGACCAAGUACGUGGCGGCGACCUUCCCCUCGGAAUGCGCCGCCGCGUGUCUCAACGAGAAGGAGUUCACCUGCAAGGCGUUCGACUUCUGCUUGACCUCGCACGAGGACAAGCUCUCCUGCCGUCUCCAGGACAGGUACAUCCUCGAGGUCGACGACACCGCCACCGGCAUCGACCGAAGCGGCGCCGAGAAGUGCAGUCACUACACACGCAAGCACAUCAGCGACUACCGCAAGGAACGCCGAGUCCGCCUGCUGGGCACCCCGCGCACGGUGAUCAAGGAGGUGUCCGAGGCCGAGUGCGCGCGCCAGUGCUGGGAAGCGAGCUUCCGCUGCGACAGGUUCGACCACUGCACCGGCAAGCGGGAGCUGGGAAAGGGCGACUGCCUGCUCUACGACGGCGACAAGGGACCCUACGGAAGAGUCAUGUCACCCGUCUGCAACUCCUACAACUACACGGGAAACUACAACGCCCCAGUAGCAAGAGCGCCUGAGGCACUUCACAGCAAUGCGAAGGCUACCGGCCUGUCUUUCUUCAUGAUAUUCAUGGGCGUCGGCAUUGCAGUUGCGGCGCUGUUCGGCUACGGCUUCUACAAGAUCAGACGGGCCGCCAGCCAAGAAUGAAAAAAAAAAAAAAAAGACAAGCGAGAAAAUAACGAUAAUAAAAGAGUAUUUAUUUAAACCAUAAAUCCGGCCU